GUCCCUCCGCCGGAACUGUCCGGCUGCCCAAGCUUCCCGCUGGAGCGGCGAGCGGGCGGCCGGCGCGUGACGGGUGGAGUCUGCAGCCACGUAAAUGCCUCGGCGUCGAGGCAAGGGCCGGGCCUAGCAGCUUUCUGUGUUGGGAAUCUCUAUCCCUGUAAUGGUCUGAUCCCUGAAAAAAUCUACAGUUUCUGUGGUCCAGCACUGCAAUGUUGUGACAAUCGGUUUUGUGGAAGCUUGAAACCUCCAUGUUUAUGCACACUUCUAUACAAUUAAGGAGAUGGCCAGGACGUUUAUUUUAAGCCUUGGAGAAUACAUUUUUUCCUGCCAUAAUGACCACCAAACACAUUUUCGGUACUGAUGUUUGGUAUGGCUACUGCUGAUGAAUCCUACGUGGAAGGACAAAAUGGAAGCUUUGUUUCCUACAUGAUUGCGAUAGUUGAGAAAUGGACUGGCUUGGAAAUUCUGGAAGGCUCCCUGAAUUACCUCGAUUAUCUCCUCUGGGUCUUCACCCCCCUCAUCAUUGUCUUCAUUCUCCCAAUGUUUAUUGUACUAUUCCUAUAUCUUUCAAUCCUUUUUCUACAUGUGUAUAAAAGAAAGAGAGAGUUGAAAGAAGCUUAUUCGAAUAGUGUUUGGGAUGGUGCAAGGAAGACUUUGGCAACUCUUUGGGAUGGACAUGCAACUAUAUGGCAUGGCUACGAAGUUCAUGGAUUGGAAAAGAUUCCUCGUGUAGGGCCUGCCCUUAUUGUUUAUUAUCAUGGGGCCAUACCUGUGGACUAUUACUAUUUUUUAGCUAAAGUAAUUAUCCAGAAAGGAAGAACCUGCCAUUCUGUAGCUGAUCAUUUCCUUUUUAAGUUGCCAGGUUUUAAAUUGUUGUUGGAAGUUUUUAGUGUUAUGCAUGGUCCCCAAGAGGAGUGUGUCAGAGCAUUAAAAAAUGGACACUUGUUGGCCAUCUCACCAGGCGGAGUCCGUGAAGCACUGUUUAGUGAUGAGACUUACAGAAUCGUUUGGAGACGACGGAAAGGAUUUGCCCAGGUGGCAAUUGAUGCUCAAGUGCCCAUUAUACCUAUGUUUACACGGAAUAUUCGGGAAGGAUUUAGAACAUUUGGAUGCUUUGGUUUUUGUAAAUGGUUGUAUGAAAAAUUUAAAUGGCCAUUUGUUCCUAUUUAUGGGGGAUUUCCUGUCAAGUUUUGCACCUAUUUGGGUGAUCCUAUUCCGUAUGAUCCCAAUAUUACUGCUGCUGAGCUUGCUGAUAAGGCAAAGCAAGCUGUGCAGAGCUUAAUAGAAAAACACCAAAUAAUACCUGGAAAUAUAUUACGAGCCCUUCUGGAGCGUGUUCACUGGAGAGAGAAAAAUGAAUGACUAUGCUUUUGAGGACUCAUUUAGUGAACACUUUUUAAAACUUUUCAUUUUCAAGAGUCUACAUCUAUACAAAUACUGAAUAAUGUCUCCUGUUGUGCAUUAAAAUUACUCUGUUGAACAUG
Molecule: messenger RNA, 1484 nt
Organism: Leucoraja erinaceus (little skate)
Lineage: Eukaryota; Metazoa; Chordata; Chondrichthyes; Rajiformes; Rajidae
Gene: tmem68
Product: transmembrane protein 68
Exons: 8
Coding region: 361-1362 (333 amino acids)
Cellular component (GO): membrane
Molecular function (GO): acyltransferase activity
Source: RefSeq, a predicted model, not a curated record